Morchella sextelata is the source of this 270-nucleotide messenger RNA. RefSeq lists its product as uncharacterized. The transcript is spliced from 2 exons. Lineage: Eukaryota; Fungi; Ascomycota; Pezizomycetes; Pezizales; Morchellaceae. The record is from RefSeq and is a predicted model, not a curated record. The coding region runs from base 1 to 270 and encodes 89 amino acids.
AUGCCGGGCUCCCCUAACAAGAGGCUCCAUCACUGCCCUGGAUGCAGCAAAACAAUAAAUCUCACAGUUUGUGAGAGGAAGGGCCAUGUCGUCAGAUGCCCAUUUCACCCUACAAAAUACCUCAAACCAGGCACCGAAUGCCCGAAAUGCAAAGUCAUCCGCGAAACCGCCGAAAGGAAGGAGAGGCAGCAAAGGAUCGACGAGGCAAAUGGAGUAACAGUGGAGGUCAAGAAGGCAAAACUAGCGGCCAGGAAGUACGGAAAAUGGUAG